GUACACUAGAUCUCUCCUAGCUCUCGUUUCCCUAAUUAGGCGAAGCAUAAUCCCCCCUGUAUCAUCGAGCUGUCACAUCCCUGGCCUGCGUUGUGUCCUCAUUGCUCCUUAUCAGCGUUCAUAGGCACUCCAUCCUCCACAUACCAGCGGCAGCCUGAGAGCUCGCUGCAUUGAGAUCCGGGGCUCAUCGCUUCCCACCCCUAAAUGAUCCAGUUGAUCGGCGGACGUCCCCAUGAAGAAUCUGUUCACCAUGAUCCUGCAGAGCCUCAUAAAUAAACCGAAGGAGAAGCCGCUAUCACGGGAAAAGACGGGAGCCAAACCUUCCAAUAAGAAGGACAAGGUGAUCCUGAAGAAGGAGACUAUAUUAACAGUGUUUCUUAGCAACAAUGAACAAAUAUUAACUGAAGUCCCAAUAACUCCCGAGACAACAUGCCGGGACGUGGUGGAGUUCUGCAAGGAGCCUGGAGAAGGAGCGUGCCACCUGGCAGAAGUGUGGCGCGGGAACGAACGACCAUUGCCCCUUGAUCACCUGAUGUUCGAGCACUUGCAAAAAUGGGGUCCUCGAAGGGAGGAGGUGAAGUUCUUCCUACGUCAUGAGGAAUUUCCAGUGGACAGUAACGAGCAGGCUGCUCGUCAGGCUCCCAACCAGAGGAACGGGCUCACUGGAGAGAAGCGUCUCGAAAACGGGGUGGGCAACCCAAGAGUGGAGCUGACUCUUUCAGAACUGCAGGAUAUGGCCUCUCGUCAACAGCAGCAGAUCGAGAACCAGCAACAGAUGUUGGUGGCAAAGGAACAGCGCUUGCGUUAUCUCAAGCAACAGGAGCGUCGUCAGCUGCAGACCGUCUCCGAAACAGAGAAACUUCAGAAGCUAAAAGAGCGAGUGGAGACCCAGGAAAAUAAACUCAAGAAGAUCCGGGCCAUGAGAGGCCAAGUGGACUACAGCAAAGUCAUGAAUGGAAACUUGUCUACAGAAAUCGAGCACAUCAGUGACAUGUUUCAGGAGAAGCAGCAGGAGUUGCAGUCGGCUGUGCUGAAGGUGGAGCAGCUGACACUGCAGCUGGAGGACCUGCGGAAAGGAAAGUUAAAUGGUUUCCAGGCUUAUGGACAAAUGACAGGUCCUGCCGCACUGGAGCUGAAGAAGCUUUAUCAAGAGCUGCAGAUCAGAAAUCGUCUCAACCAGGAGCAGAACUCGAAGCUCCAGCAGCAGAAGGAGCUGCUUAACAAGCGCAACAUGGAGGUGGCCAUUAUGGACAAGAGGAUCAACGAACUGCGUGAGCGCCUGUACAAGAAAAAAGUUGAGGCACGUCAAAAAGAAAACAUUCCCCUGAGUCGCAUCAAUGGAGGGCCAUCCCCUCAGUCCACGUUAUCGGCGUCGGGGCGAGUAGCAGCGGUGGGCCCGUAUAUCCAAAUCCCAAGCACAGUGAACUAUCCGCUGCCUGCCGAUCCAGUCAAACCUCAGUCUCUCUCACUUGCUGCUAGUGGGACACAGCCGCGCUCCAAGUCUGAGGGAGACAAUGAGUAUGUGAAAAAAUCUCCAGGUCCCUGGAAGGUUUCAGAUUUAGACAUUGGAGUGGAUCCCGUGCGGUCAUCCUCCACCUCCUGUCUUCAGUCUUCUGACCACAGUGUCUUCCACCAGGCACCUGGCCUCUCUGACACCCUGAACAGUAACGAUGCAAACUGGCCGACGCUGAAACAAAGCACAAUGACCAUUGUGAAGACUCCUUCGCUCAGCUCCUCAGACUGGAACGAGUCAAGUAUGGAGCCCGGCUUCAAGACCGCACCUAUAUCCAGCCAGCCCUUACCCUCCGCCGCUGUAGGACCCACCGAGAAGUUGUCUGGGGAUGCUGGGAAGUUGCCAUCUCCAAUGCUUGGGUUGAGCAAGUCUAUGCCACAUAAUUACGGCAUGUACCAGGGUCCACUUCCAUUGAGUGCUACAAAUUCUUUGGAAAGGAGGAAGGAUGGAAGUCUGCCAAGACCUGGGUCUGGAUCCACCACCCGCCCACGGCCCCUUCCACUACCAACGACGAGUAACGUCCACCCUCCGGGUUCCUCACAGCUGAUACAACAAAGAAUCUCUGUGCCCCCGAGCCCUACCUACCCGCCAUCCUCUUCCCCUAUGUUUCCUGGAACAGACACUAGACCGGACCCUCCUCUAACUGUGGCCAUACGACCUUUCUUGGCAGAAAAAGGCGCAAGGCCUCAGUCCCCAAGAAAAGGGCCACAGACAGUGAACUCCAGCUCUAUUUAUUCUAUGUAUCUUCAACAAUCAACUCCACCAAAGAACUAUCAACAGGCGGUAUACAACACCCUGAACAAAUCUGUCAAAGCAGUAUAUGGGAAACCAGUUGUCCAGGCCUGUUCAUCCAACUCUUCACCCCUUCCGUUCCUUCAUUCUGGACCUCCUCCUAAUGCUGAGAAAGAGGGAGAGACUGUUCCUCCUCCAGCUGAAAAUACUGGUGUGGAAAACAUACAGCGUCCAUUGAGCCCCACCAAACUGACCCCAAUAGUGCAUUCACCUAUGAGAUAUCAAAGUGAUGCAGACUUAGAAGCCCUUAGGAGAAAGCUUGCCAAUGCACCAAGGCCUCUGAAGAAACGGAGUUCUAUAACUGAGCCAGAAGGUCCCAGCGGACCCAACAUACAAAAACUACUUUAUCAGCGGUUCAAUACUCUGGCUGGAGGAAUGGAGGUUGCACCUUUCUACCAACAGUGCAACUCGCAGGACUUUGGCAUUUUGGCCGACGUGGACAAUGGCAACACUGGGACUAAUGGUAACAUAGAAGAGGCAGGUUCUCUGCAAACAGCUGCCGUCCCUUCUACCCUUCCUCUUCCCCAACCUCCUCCACCACCACAACAACCACCAGAACCACAGAUCUCACCAGAUGACAAUGACAAUAAGGUUUGUUCACCCAUCACUGAGGAAAUGAUAAGCAGUGAGCUUAUAAACCAGAUCUCGGACACUACAGAAGACAACAACAAUAAUCCAGCCAUUGUACCUUCUGUUGAGAAGACUCCUAGCCCUGUACUUGAAGCAGCAUCUCCGGUGAAAGAGGAAGUACCUUCACCAGCCAGGGCUCCAUCACAGACUGUUUCUGUGAAACGCACAAAUCUGAAGAAACCGAACUCUGAGAGGACAGGACAUGGACUCCGAGUGAAGUUCAAUCCUCUGGCUCUGCUUCUCGAUGCGUCUCUAGAAGGAGAGUUUGACCUUGUUCAGAGGAUUAUAUAUGAGGUGGAGGAUCCCAGCAAACCCAAUGAUGAAGGAAUCACGCCUCUACAUAAUGCUGUGUGCGCCGGGCACCACCACAUCGUGAAGUUCUUGUUGGACUUUGGUGUUAAUGUGAAUGCGGCUGACAGUGAUGGCUGGACUCCUCUACACUGUGCAGCCUCGUGUAACAGCGUCCACCUCUGCAAGAUGCUGGUGGAGUGUGGGGCGGCCAUCUUUGCUACCACAAUCAGUGACAUUGAGACCGCUGCAGACAAAUGUGAAGAGAUGGAAGAGGGAUAUAUUCAGUGUUCUCAGUUUCUUUAUGGUGUUCAGGAGAAGCUAGGCGUCAUGAACAAAGGCCUGGUGUACGGCCUGUGGGAUUACGAAGCACAGAACCCUGACGAACUGUCAUUCCGAGAAGGCGAUGCCAUUACAAUCCUAAGGCGCAAAGAUGAUGCAGAGACAGACUGGUGGUGGGCACGUCUGAACGAUAAGGAAGGAUAUGUGCCUAAGAACCUGCUGGGGCUCUACCCCCGUAUAAAGCCCAGGCAGAGAACCCUAGCGUGAGUUGUAUAGAGCCCAUCAUCCCAUGUUCACACUGGAAACCGCAGAUCACGUGCUGGAAACAUUUCAUCAGGACACUGUCAUAUUCCGAGGACGACAUUUCACAUUCACAUUCAGUACAUCUCGCUUUAAAUUAUGGAAAGAGGUAAAAGUAACUUGUCCCAAGCUGUAUUAUAAACCUUCCCUCACCCCCGUGGUCAUAGUACGAGCCAAGUGUGACACCAUAGGACGUCUGCAGGAACAGUGUCACCGCGCUCCAGUGCAGACUUGCUGUUCUACGGUACCACAGAAAUGUCUCUGGUGUAAAAAAAGAAAGUUUAAUUUCACGCUUCUCGCCCACGGUUUAGUGCCUGUACAUACAGUAUCGUGCGGACCCCUUGCAUCUCAGCACGUGAUGGGCUACUAUACCAUAUUUUCUCACCUUUUUUGAUAAUUUCCAGUUGGGGUCCUUUUAUUUGCCAAUUGAGAGUGCCCAAAACUUUUUUUUUCUUUUCACUUUUGAACACUGACAAGGAUGUUGAGAAAGAGGACUAUGUAUGUAGAUGAAUGACUGCAGCAGCGUGGAGAGAGGGGACGAGAGCGCGAAGUACAAGUUGGGUUAUAAAAAAAAGACGUAAAGGAAGUGUAUGGUAAGGAGGGGCUUGGACCGCCAUGUUUUCUGUGUUUGUGAUGGUAAUUGUAAGUCGGGGAGGGGUUGAACACUAUUUGCACUUUGAUCCAUUUUUGCAUCCACCACUAGUCAUACAUACGGUAGUACGUGGAAUGCCAGUCUGUAUAGGCACUAGUUGGCAGUCUAACCUUCUGUGGUACCUGUAAGGGCAGAGCCCAGGUUUCUAUACGCAGAGUGUUAUUGUUUAGUGCUCUGGGUAAAGGUUCCCUUUCCUAUUCAACCAGUAGGGUACAGGGGACCCCAUUAGACGCUUGACUGAAUUGGGAGAACUCGCUGUUACACUGUUGUAUUUUAUAUUUUGUACAAGUUAUGUUUGAUGCAAGAUUUGGACUCUGAAGGUGGAUUUCUAAAAGAGAAGUUAGAGGGUUCGUAUAAGAUCAUAAAAAACAUGGCUGCUUUCUUCUAGUGUCAGCUGAUCUGUAGUGCCAAAUGCAACCCAUUGGCAGCGCUGUUUCCAAAAGAAAGCCGCCAUGUUGUUUUUUUUAUUUUUAUUUCUAAUCUCAUACAAAUCCUUUAAAAUGAGUUGUGUGUGUGUGGCUGCUAUAUGUGUAACUACAAGUCCCAGCAUAGGUGGGAUCUUUAGGAUAACAGCUGGAGAGCCAAAGAAUAGAACCGAGGGCAAUGUCCACUCGAUUGCAUUGCCUUUAAAAGGCGUCUGUCAGCAGUUUUGGUCCUGGAAAAGUGCUGACAGCUCGAGGUAGGCGUCAUGAAAAGCUGCUAUUACAACCACCCUCACUGUAUGAACGGCUCUUUAGGGCUCCUACCGUCCAUUUAAAGGCAGUCCAAUGACAGAAAUAUCCAUGGUGGUUUGUUGGCACCUUCUUGUGCCCAUCAAUGAAGCUUUAAUGGGUGGAUACACAGGAUAAAGGCAUGGCCCUUGAACUAGAUGUCUCCAACCGACAGUUUCAUGCUGAGAGUUGUACUUUUUCCACAGCUUGAGACCAUCUUAAGAAGCACCUGUAAACUUUCCUGCCAUGUCUGUUUUAGUAACUACUUGCACUUCCUAUGUAAUAAUUCUGGAGCAUCUAUUAUGA
Bufo bufo (common toad) is the source of this 5473-nucleotide messenger RNA. RefSeq names its product protein phosphatase 1 regulatory subunit 13B (gene PPP1R13B). Gene Ontology annotation, cellular component: nucleus. Gene Ontology annotation, biological process: apoptotic process; negative regulation of cell cycle; regulation of apoptotic process. Lineage: Eukaryota; Metazoa; Chordata; Amphibia; Anura; Bufonidae. The record is from RefSeq and is a predicted model, not a curated record. The transcript is spliced from 18 exons. Bases 233 to 3772 code for a protein of 1179 amino acids. Gene Ontology annotation, molecular function: transcription factor binding; p53 binding.